UUUAUCAAUCAUCAUCAACGAUAAGAAGUCUGACGCCAAUUUUUAACGAUUUUAAUAGAUGUUUUAAAACAAAUUUUCUCAAAAUGAAAAUAAUUUUAGGUAAAUUUUGAUAUUAAUUCAAAAUCUUCGAAGACAAUGGAGACUACAGAAUCAUUAAAUAAUCUAAACGAGAGCCUAGAUGAUGACCAUAUCCUGUCUGGUGUUAUUGAUUUUAAUGUCACGGCAUUCAUACCGGGUACAUACUGUGGAAGUUUUCGAGAAUCGGAGCACUGGCUAUUUCAAGUAGCGAAUGCGUGUUUUCUAGUCGCCUACGCUGUUCCUACCACAAAAUAUUGCAUUAUUUUUAUGCACUCUCUCUUAAUUCUGGGUUUUAUGUUUGUCACGACUUGGGCAUGGAGAGUGAUGUGUGCUCCGGAUAUGUUCAGUUGGAGUCUAUGUUUUUUAUGCCUCAACGCAUUCCAUUUAAUUUAUAUCAUUUAUCAAAUGAGACCUAUCAAUUUUGAUCACGAAUUGGAGGAAGCUUAUCAUACUUUGUUUCGGCCUUUCAAAGUCAGUCGUUUACAAUUUAAGAAACUAGUCAGCGAACCAUUCGCACAAAUAAUGUCCCUUCACGCUGGAGAAGCUUACGCCAUGCAGAAUUUAACUCGAACAGAUCGUUUAGCUCUGUUAUUGAGUGGGAAAGUGAAUGUCUUACAAGAUCAUCAGUUUUUACAUCCCAUCAUGCCUUGUGAAUUUUUAGACUCGCCGGAAUUCGAGAGUAGAGUAAAUGAAGACGAUAAAUUCAAAGUAUCAAUUAUCGCCGCUGUCCCCUGUCGAUAUUUAUACUGGCAGCGUUCAUCUUUGGAGUAUCUGUUCGUGAAAGAAACUUAUUUAGCUACGGUAGUAGCUACCCUCGUAGCUACCGAUAUUACUAAUAAAUUGUACAUGAUGAAUAAUAAGAUAGUCACCGAAAAAGGUUCCCAUCUGGAUAUACGUUUACCCAGCAUCACUUCAGCUCUGGCUACGUCGAGAGAUAGAACUACUAGCGCUAAAAUGUUGAGAAAACAUAGCGAAUUCUUAUCCAAUGCUUGUCCUAGUUCUCCCGAUUCAAUGAACAGUAGCAGAGAACGAUUGAUAAAAUGUAUGAAAAAUUCUCCUAUGCCGAAUGGUAAAUUAAACGAAAUGGAGCCAUUGACGGAGCUACCAUCGAUGGAUGAUUUGACUUCCGGCGCUAGCGGAGUUGAAAGUUGGUUAGACACGAGCUCCAAAUACCACAGCUGUGAAUUAUUGGAUUCCUAAGAAGCGGUAAUUUUCAUAUUUUCACUUCUAAAAAUAUACCCGUCGCUAUUUGACCAAUUUUAUUGCAGCGUAAAAAAUUUUUUUAAUCGCAUGCGUCGUUUUAUUAUGGUUUAAAGUUGUAAGUAAUUAAAACAGAUUUUUUUUUCAAUUAUAAUCUGCCGCAUCAUUGUAUAUUAUAAAUAUGUCUAAGGUUUAUUUUUAGUAUUUCAUAUACAACGUUCUAGUCAUCGGCUAUUCAUCAUAUUAUUGAUCUCUGAUUAAAAUUUAAACGUUGGUUCGUGUAGUGUAGAUCUUAACGAUAUAAGAUUUUUUUCUUUUUGUGGCAACGUUUCAAAUAUAUUGUACGUUAUUUGUUGGUGA
Planococcus citri (citrus mealybug) is the source of this 1638-nucleotide messenger RNA. RefSeq names its product popeye domain-containing protein 3-like. Gene Ontology annotation, biological process: regulation of membrane potential; heart development; striated muscle cell differentiation. Bases 136 to 1278 code for a protein of 380 amino acids. The record is from RefSeq and is a predicted model, not a curated record. Lineage: Eukaryota; Metazoa; Arthropoda; Insecta; Hemiptera; Pseudococcidae. The transcript is spliced from 7 exons. Gene Ontology annotation, molecular function: cAMP binding. Gene Ontology annotation, cellular component: sarcolemma.